AUGGGACAACUUCCGCCCUCCCGCGUCACGCCCUCCCGCCCAUUCCUCACCGCGGGAGUCAAUUACGCCGGCCCUAUUACACUCAAAUCAUGGCGGGGACGGGGUACCAAAUGUCACAAGGAAUGGAUAGCGGUCUUCGUUUGUUUCGUCACCUCGGCAGUCCAUCUGGAGCUCGUCACGGAAUACACCACCGAGGCUUUUCUCGUUGCUUAUAGACGGUUCACUGGACGACGCGGCAUCUGCCACACGCUAUUCAGUGACUGUGGCACCAACUUUCUUGGAGCGGACGCCGCCCUCAAACGACUUUUCGAUUCGGGAUCAACGGAGUCUCAGCAGCUCUCCCAACUGUUGCUCAACGACGGCACUCACUGGGUAUUCAACCCACCGGCGGCCCCUCAUUUCGGGGGAAAGUGGGAAUCAGCGGUCAAGUCCGUCAAAUACCACUUACGGUGGACGAUCGGCGAUACGCUCCUGACCUAUGAGAAAUUUACAACACUUCUGGUACAGAUAGAGGCAGUACUCAACUCGAAGCCACUGUGCUCUCUCUCUGACGAUCCGGAGGAUCUCUCGGUGCUCACACCUGGGCACUUCCUCAUUGGCGAAGCUUCUACCACAAUCCCAGAGCCUUCUCUUUCUGCGGUACCGAUCUUCAGAUGA
Molecule: messenger RNA, 657 nt
Organism: Temnothorax curvispinosus
Lineage: Eukaryota; Metazoa; Arthropoda; Insecta; Hymenoptera; Formicidae
Exons: 1
Coding region: 1-657 (218 amino acids)
Biological process (GO): DNA integration
Molecular function (GO): nucleic acid binding
Source: RefSeq, a predicted model, not a curated record